Molecule: messenger RNA, 411 nt
Organism: Cutaneotrichosporon cavernicola
Lineage: Eukaryota; Fungi; Basidiomycota; Tremellomycetes; Trichosporonales; Trichosporonaceae
Exons: 3
Coding region: 1-411 (136 amino acids)
Source: RefSeq, a predicted model, not a curated record
AUGCUUGCCCCAAGCCUCACUCGUGUCGCUUCCCGCCGUCUUCCAGCCCUCACCCAGACGCGGACGCGGCUGUACGCAACCCCGUCCAGCGACGCAAAGGACGCCAACGCCAAGGAUAGCAAGGACGCCAAAGACCCUCCACCCACCGAGACCGGCGCCGGUAAGCCUCCCCCUCUUCUUAUGUUUGCUGAUACGGGCAUGGCCGUCGCUGCUGUCCUCCUCGCUAUAGGUGCAGGCGGAUACUACUUCUACGCGAAUACCAACCCCGUUGAGGUCGAGGCCCGGCGUGCCAGUGUACACGCCCACCGCGCCGCCGAGCUUGCGGUGGCCGAGGCGAAGGAGGAGGCCGCGGCGGUAGCGGAUUCUGCGCGCGCAGCAGUCGCAGCAGCUGAGCCGGGGAGCCGCGCUUGA